CCCGAGCUCAUUGCCGCAGCCCCCAACCCCAGCUGGGGAGGGGGCAAUGGAGCCGGCUCUGUGCGGCUGCUCUCCCACCUCCAGCCCGGAUUGGGGGGCCCUUCCUACGUGGCGGAGCUCACCCGAUACCAGGCGGGUUGACCUGCGCCGCUGGAUCGAGUUCCCAGGCCCGGGCAUCACCUUACAGCCGAGCCGGCAGCCAGCACCCAUCUAUAAUUCAGCAGCACCGGCAGUGGGAUGCGGCGGGCGGGCAGGCGCGGCAGGCAGGCCCAGGAGGGCAGCCCCAUGGAGAAUGGUGUGGGGCAGGAGCCAGGGACCCCCGAGUCACCCACCGCUGAGGGCAUCCCGGCCCCCCGGCCCCCCCGUGCCCGCCCUCGGCUGGUGUUCCACACGCAGCUGGCCCACGGCAGCCCCACGGGGCGCAUCGAGGGCUUCACCAACGUCAAGGAGCUCUACGCCAAAAUCGCUGAGGUCUUCAGCAUCUCGCCCACCGAGAUCCUCUUUUGCACGCUCAACACGCACAAAGUAGACAUGCAGAAGCUGCUGGGGGGACAGAUUGGCCUGGAGGACUUCAUCUUUGCCCACGUCCGCGGCGAGACGAAGGAGGUGGAGGUGACCAAGACGGAGGAUGCGCUUGGCCUCACCAUCACAGACAACGGGGCCGGCUACGCUUUCAUCAAGUUUUGGCCGUCCCUGCCUGACCCAGUUGGACACGGGCCCACAGAGAGAAUCAAGGAGGGGAGCAUCAUCAACCGCAUCCAGACAGUGUGCGUGGGCGACAGCAUCGAGGCCAUCAACGACCACACCAUCGUGGGCUGCCGGCACUACGAGGUGGCCCGGAUGCUGCGGGAGCUGCCCCGGGCUCAGCCUUUCACCCUCCGCCUGGUGCAGCCCAAAAAGGCCUUUGACAUGAUCGGGCAGAGGACACGGAGCAGCAAGUCCCCGGGCGAGGGCACAGUGGCCAGCGGGAAGGAAACGCUGCGGCUGCGGGCACAGGGCCCAGCCACACUGGAGGAGGGGCCCAGCCCCUUUGAGGAAGAAGCCGCUCGCCGGGUGGAUGACCUGCUGGAGAGCUACAUGGGCAUCCGGGACAGCGAGCUGGCCUCAGCCAUGGUGGAGGCAGCAAAGGAGAGCCCCGGCGUGGCCCAGCUCGCUUGUGGCUUGGACUCUGUGCUGGGCGAGUUCGCCUUCCCCCAGGAGUUCGUGGCCGAGGUGUGGGCGGCCGUCUGCCACCCCGAGAGGGGGCAGGAGUAG
This is a messenger RNA of Grus americana (Whooping crane), 1254 nucleotides long. It is a transcript of the gene GIPC3, whose product is annotated as GIPC PDZ domain containing family member 3. The record is from RefSeq and is a predicted model, not a curated record. The transcript has 7 exons. Bases 238 to 1254 code for a protein of 338 amino acids. NCBI's taxonomy places the organism in Eukaryota, Metazoa, Chordata, Aves, Gruiformes, Gruidae. Gene Ontology annotation, molecular function: protein binding.